AUGGCCGCCGCUCGUGCCCGGGCAGUGCACUUGCUGAGGCUUCUGCAACGCGCAGCAUGCCAGUGCCCAAGUCAUUCUCAUACUUAUUCCCAAGCUCCUGGGCUUUCACCUUCUGGGAAAACAACAGAUUAUGCCUUCGAGAUGGCUGUUUCAACUAUUAGAUAUGGAGCAGGAGUUACAAAGGAAGUGGGCAUGGACUUACAAAACAUGGGUGCUAAAAAUGUUUGUUUGAUGACAGACAAGAACCUCUCCCAACUCCCUCCUGUACAGACAGCGAUGGAUUCCCUAGUGAAGAAUGGCAUAAACUUUAAGGUUUAUGACCAUGUGAGAGUGGAACCAACUGAUACCAGCUUCAUGGAAGCCAUUGAAUUUGCCAAAAAGGGAGCUUUCGAUGCCUUCCUGGCUGUGGGUGGCGGUUCCACCAUAGACACCUGUAAAGCCGCUAAUCUGUAUUCGUCCAGUCCUGACUCUGACUUCCUAGACUACGUCAAUGCCCCCAUUGGGAAGGGAAAGCCUGUGACUGUGCCGCUGAAACCUCUGAUCGCAGUUCCAACUACCUCAGGCACCGGGAGUGAAACUACCGGAGUUGCCAUUUUUGACUACGAACACUUGAAAGUAAAAACUGGCAUUGCUUCGCGAGCCGUCAAACCCACACUGGGCCUGAUUGAUCCUCUGCACACCCUGCACAUGCCUGGGCGGGUGGUCGCCAACAGUGGCUUCGAUGUGCUCUGCCACGCCCUGGAGUCCUACACUGCCCUCCCGUAUCACAUGCGGAGCCCCUGCCCUUCAAGCCCCAUCACUCGGCCAGCCUACCAGGGCAGCAACCCCAUCAGCGACAUCUGGGCAGUCCACGCACUGCGGAUCGUUGCCAAGUAUCUGAAGAGGGCUGUCAGAAAUCAUGAUGAUCUUGAAGCAAGGUCUAAUAUGCACUUGGCAAGUGCUUUUGCUGGCAUUGGCUUUGGAAAUGCUGGUGUUCAUCUAUGCCAUGGAAUGUCUUACCCAAUUUCGGGCUUAGUGAAGACGUAUAAAGCAAAGGAUUACAAUGUGGAUCAUCCCCUGGUGCCUCAUGGCCUUUCUGUGGUGCUCACGUCCCCUGCAGUGUUCACGUUUACAUCACAGAUGUUUCCUGAGCGGCACUUGAAAGUGGCAGAGAUAUUGGGCGCUGACACCCGCACUGCCAGGAGGCCAGAUGCUGGGCCUGUCUUGGCAGACACGCUGCGGAAAUUCUUAUUCGAUCUGGAUGUGGAUGACGGCCUGGCUGCCAUUGGCUACUCCAAGGCCGACAUACCCGCUCUGGUGAAAGGAACGCUGCCCCAGGAGAGAGUCACCAAGCUUGCACCACGCCCUCAGUCAGAAGAGGAUCUAUCUGCUCUGUUUGAAGCAUCAAUGAAACUGUAUUAA
Messenger RNA from Rangifer tarandus platyrhynchus (Svalbard reindeer), 1401 nucleotides. The record is from the annotation of a GenBank genome assembly. NCBI's taxonomy places the organism in Eukaryota, Metazoa, Chordata, Mammalia, Artiodactyla, Cervidae.